Molecule: messenger RNA, 2223 nt
Organism: Purpureocillium lilacinum
Lineage: Eukaryota; Fungi; Ascomycota; Sordariomycetes; Hypocreales; Ophiocordycipitaceae
Source: RefSeq, a predicted model, not a curated record
AUGAACAUUGCCUGCCAGGCGCCAUUCGAAUCCAAUUGGAAAGUCUCAGUUGGUGUUUUGGACGAGGAAAAAGGCAAGGCCGGCAAUGCCAAGCCGCGAAAAGUGCGGCAAAGCCGCGGUGUCGCAACGUCGAAGACUUGCGAUGCACCUUCACGCGAGCAGGCAAAAGAAACGUCCCUUAGCACGAACAACGAGCCGCAUGGCAAAAGUGUGCCCGGCCCAGCUCCAAUAUGGUCGUUAGAAGAGCCCGCACAGCGUGGUCAAGAUCUUCACGCUCCCGAAUCUGCGCCCUCAACUGACCUCCCCAAUGCCGGUCUCCUGCCGUGGAACAGCACCUGGGACUUCGACUUCUCCCUGGAUCCGUGGCUCGAUUAUACCACACCCUUUUCUGACUCUUCGUCUUGGAAUCUGGACAACACCCACCUGCCAGACAACGCAACCUUGUCUACGCCAACAUCCCUAGUCUCGUCCUCGAACCCGCAGUCCAUACAAACCCCACAACCCAUUGCGCCGGCUGUGCGCGACGCGACAGUUGAGCAUCGACAAGCAAAACGCCUGAAACAAACCCCAGCGCCGGACAGUCACCCCACACCGGAACAAAACAUCGAUCAAGAUGAGUUCUUCUUUCAGCACUACGAGCACUGCAUCAGUGGCUGGGCGUACUCCUUGAAAGAUGACGGGAAAGGCAACUAUCUCCGGUUCGUCUUGGACUUCGUACGAGACCCUCAAUGCCACGCCGAGUCGCCUUUCCGGCUCGCCGUUCUGGCAUGGACGGCAAAGCACUGGGCAGUGGCUUGUCAGCCUGGGGACGAUACCUGGAAACAGUACUACUCUCGGGCGAUAGCGGCCCUGCAAAGACUAGAGGAACAGGACGCAAUUGGCGCACCAGACGCACCUCUUACAGGACAGAAGGUAAUGGCUUCUGCCACCGAGGUCAAAAUAUGCGCCAGUCUGUUUCUUUGUCGUUGCGACGUCCUCAACGACGACCUCGGCUCAAUUCUUGACCACCUCGAGACGCUGAAACAGCGAUUAAAUGUCCACCUCGAUGGCAAGGACCUCUCUGCAUUUGCCUGCCAGAUCCUCCUCUGGCUCGGCUAUCUCCACGUGCGGGUUUCAAUCUUCACCCCUUCCGCCGCGGUCAACAGUCACGGUGUAUCGACCACCCUUCUGGACGCCAUUGCGAACCACUCCGACUACCAGCAAAUCCUCGACCGCUCCCAGUCCUACCUAUCGGAAAUAUUCGGUGACUCGUAUCCCGCAGAGGAGCUGCUUCAGGAUGCGGAAAAGGCUCCCGUGGCGGUCCGGACUCACGAGACGUUCUGCCUCAUCGCCAACAUGCUGCGGUAUCGAUCGUGGAAGCGAGUGGCCGCGCAGCAGAGCGACGCGGCGACCCAAUUGGAGCUGGAAAACGCCAAGGUCGAGGCAAUUGACGUUGACAUUAGGAGGAUGGACGUGGAGUUUGGACUGGCCAUGGCGACCAAUCCGUCCGCUGCCAUACUGCGUGAAAUAUGCUUCCAGCAGCCUGUGAUGCACGUAGCAUCGGCCCGGUCAGCUCACCCGACCAGCUACUACAACGUCAAACCGACUGCGUCGCCGGUGUCUGUCACCACCCUCGCAAAUCUCCAGCUUGUGAGCUCCCCGGGCUCGACGGGCGUAACCCCACCAGGACCGGAUUCGAUGUUGGAGGAUGCUGCCCCGGAAGGUUCACUGAACCGCGCCUCAUCGCAGUGGUUGGCAUGCUACGCCGUCUUCCUCACAGCCAAAAUCCUCUGGUCUCGACUGCUACAUCCGACUUCUCGCAGCGAAAGCUCCGCCGCAACCGCAGUCAAGUCAAUCCUUGACAUUGCCUUACACUUGCGGCGGGCGCACGAGUCUUCGAGCCCAACAACGUCAUGGCCGCACAAGAUGCCAAGGUCAAUGCUAUGGCCGCUCCCUCUGUUCGUCGCUGGCGUGGAGACCACAGAUGAGAUCCAUGCGGACUGGAUACGGGGCUUCAUGAACGAGGUCACCUCCUCUUGGGGUGGCGAAGUGGCCAUGUCGGCCAAGGGACGGGAGCUGCACGGGAAUGGCGGUCAACGCGGCAAUAACGUGAGCAGUGUCAAUCGGGUUCAAACAUUGAUGGGCCGAGUUCGCCGACUACAAGACCAGCUUGGGUGUCGGGUGGACAUUGAGGGCGUGGUGAGGGAGAUGAGCAGUGAAAGUGGCGGCGGCUUCAUAUUGUAG